AGGUUUCCCACAGUGGAGUUGUUCUACCAAAAAUCGAGUUGUAGGGAUUGUGGCAAAUUUGAGUUCAAGUAGGAAAAGUGACAUAAAAGUCGAGUUUCGUGUGGUAGAAACUUUUUCAUUUCCUGUUCUUCUCCUUCAACCUCCAUCAAUCUUUGGUCUGCAAUCGAAGAAGAAAACACCAGAGAAACUGACCCCCUUCAUCUCCUCGGCUGGUUCGCAACCUGUUCGCAGGCAAUCAUCAAAUUCAAAUAAAUCCCAUUUUCGGAAUCAAAAUCCAGUAAACGAAGAGAACCCAAUUCUUGAUUUUAGCUGCGGGAGACUGACGAACGAUUCAAUUGGAAUUUGUUUGGGCGAAUUAAAAGGAUUUUGGGAUGAGAAUCAGUAAAACAGAGGUGAAUUUGAAGAGGCUGCUUGCAGCUGCGCCUCAGCAACAGAACCAGGCAAAACUUGUACAUUAUGUUGCUACUUUACGAGAACUGGUAGAACAACUAGCUGAAGAGAGAACUCCAGAAGGCUUACCAAGAGUUUCAAAGGCUGUUUUGAGUGACUAUUCAGAGAAGAUUGAAGCCAUUGCUUCCAAAUUAGCUGCUCCACCGCCUGAUAUUCAAACACCCGAAGAGCCCCUUGCAAGAAUUUCUGUCAAAGCAAACUCUUCUGAUACAGGAGACAAUCAGAUUCCCCCUUCUCCAGGUUUGAGAAGGAGAUUUGUGCCAAUCUCAAGUACUGAAGAUGGAACUCGUGAGACUGCUGGUGUUGAUUCUUCAGGGCCUGUCAAACUGGAUGCUGCAGCCCAAGAACACAUUGAAAAGCAUAGAAAGCUUCAAGAGGAUUUGACGGACGAAAUGGUUGGAUUGGCUAGGCAGCUCAAAGAGAGUAGUCUCAUGAUGAGUCACUCCCUGGAAAACACUGAAAAAAUACUUGAUUCUACAGAGAAGGCUGUUGAAAGUAGCUUGGCAAGCACUGGUCACGCCACUACACGGGCAGCAGGUAUAUACUCGAAGACAUCCAAGACUACUUGUUUCACAUGGCUUCUGAUGUUUGUCAUGACAUGUGUAUUUAUCAUGGUGGUUCUUUUAAUUCGCGUCACUUAAGGGUGUGUUGUGUUAGGAAGACUCAUCUUUCGUCCCAUAAUUUCUAUAUAUAUUUUGCAAUGUUGAACAGCGACAGUCUACAAAUUAUGAUAGAUAUAAUUUCUCAGAGCAUAGAAAUGUUGUUCGAUCACUAGACAUGGUCAGGGAAUGGAUUCAAAUGUUAAUGAUACUGCGACGCUAGUUAUCGAAACAUUUCAAGGGACUGCACUACAACUUUCAUUGGUGCAGGUCUUGCCACUUAUUGUAAUUAGAAUUAGCAAAUAUUGACUUACUACUGCAACUGUA
Messenger RNA from Malus domestica (apple), 1376 nucleotides. RefSeq lists its product as uncharacterized. Gene Ontology annotation, cellular component: endoplasmic reticulum; SNARE complex. Gene Ontology annotation, biological process: retrograde vesicle-mediated transport, Golgi to endoplasmic reticulum. Lineage: Eukaryota; Viridiplantae; Streptophyta; Magnoliopsida; Rosales; Rosaceae. Gene Ontology annotation, molecular function: SNAP receptor activity. The record is from RefSeq and is a predicted model, not a curated record.